This is a messenger RNA of Clonostachys byssicola, 978 nucleotides long. Lineage: Eukaryota; Fungi; Ascomycota; Sordariomycetes; Hypocreales; Bionectriaceae. The record is from the annotation of a GenBank genome assembly.
AUGAAGGAUGGCGGUGUCCUCACUAUUGUUGGGGCCCUUGGUGCCAUCUUAGGUAUCAUUUUCGUUGCAAUGCGCUUUUAUGCCCGGCAUAUGACGAACAACAAAAUUGGUUGGGAUGACUGGUGCAUUCUCAUAUCGACUAUCGCAGUGAUAGGAGGAGAUGUCCUUGUCGUCGUCGCAAACGCUAUGUAUCCGAACGGUGCGGAAGCAGCCUCACACAAAGAUCCAAGUUACGAAUAUACGGAGGACGACCUCCAUUAUACGAAGCUGAGCUUUGGUGCGACUAGCAUAUACUUUACAACAGUUUCGGCAACAAAGCUUUCAAUUCUUCUUAUGUACAACCGUAUAUUCUCUAUCAGCAAUUCAUUUCGACGUCAAAUUCUUCUUCUUAUUUUGCUUACGGCUGCAUUUUGGAUAACAACAACGAUCAGCAACUGCCUCAACUGCAUCCCUAUCAAAUACGUCUGGAUCAAUGCCAAGGCCGACCCACGAUACUGUAUCAAUUACAAUCUAUACUGGAUGGGGUGCGGCUCGGCCGAGUGUGCAAUUGAUAUGCUCAUUCUUCUGGUACCUAUACGGACCAUAUCUGGCUUGAAAUUGAGUCGCUCCAAGAAGAUCGCCGUGGCGGGUGUCUUCAUGUUGGGCACCUUCGUUAUUAUAUCCGGGAUCGUCAAGGUAGUACUUAGCUACGCCCCUGGAAGCCGACAGCCGAACUUUGGGCAGACUUCAUUAUGGUCAUCCAUCCAUAUUUCCACCGGCAUCAUCGGUGCGUGUCUUCCGAUUUGCUGGCCCGUCUUCAUCCGCCUCGGAGACUUUUGUCAGGCAAAAAGCCUCCUGCUUCAUCCGUCAGAGGACAUUGAGCAUCCUGCCUAUGGCUUUCACGAUCCAUCGACCGGCCAGUCCGACGUUCAUGAGCUACUACAGCAUAAAGAGAAUGUGCGCACAUCAGUGCCCUCCAUCAGUAAUAGCACUGACUAG